AUGCCUUCGCAACCGCCCGACUCUGGCUGGGAUUUCAGCUCCGUUAUCGAUCUGAUAGACUCGGGAGCCCAAGACGUCAGCAGCCCAACGCUUCGGCCUGGGGCGCCAACUAAGGCUUCCGCGCUGAAAGAUGGAGGAAUACGUCUGGGAAGCUUCUCCAAGCUAUUCGAAAGCUUAGGAUUCGCCGAUAUUGACCCCGCACCGUUGCCGCCACUCGAUCCUGAAUCCGAACUGAGUAACUCUGAUGAGGCUUUACUACCAUCCCCCACACUCGAAUCGACCAAGACACCCGCCAGGCAUAUCGAGACUUCGGACGAGCAGCCGACAGAAAACACAGGCUUGACCAAGACUCAACGGAAAAAGGCUCGCAGACGUGCCGAGAAAGAAUUAGAAGAAGAACGAAAUCGUCAACAGGCUGUUCAGGAUACCUUGGCGCAGCUUGCGGAAGAUCGCAAGCAGAGGCAGCACCAGGCACAGCAAGCGUCACUGCGGAAGCAAUUGGACGAAAUCAUCGACAAUACCACUGAGGUUGUCAAUUCGCCCGAAACGCCGUCCAAGCCUUCCCGAACACACUCACGAUCCAACGUGGGCGCUAAGAUCAGGCCUGCGACUCCUACCCCGGUACCAGGACAUGGUACAACCGAAGCCCCUCGGGCACAGCAGAAGCAGCCCAGGACGCCCAAGCCUCGCCCCAGUAUACUCAAGCGGCCUUCUGCGGCACAACCAGUAACUCCUCAGCCUCUUCAACCAGCGCCUGCUAUCAUCCCUUCCACUGCACCCGCACCCACUCAGACCCAACACGCAACACUCGGCGCAACUGCACCGCCCCAGUACACUCUGGCCGAGCCGCAGCAACCGCCUCGCGCAAUCACACCGGUACAUCACGGACUCGUUCCCCGGACCGUUCGACCUGUUACCUUGCCAAGGACUUGCUCCCAACCUGCUGUUAUUCAGCAGCCACCUACUACUCCUACACCAAAUGUUAGCUCGUUUAGCGGACGACGACCACCGCUCACGAUUAGAUCGCAGGUAGAGCGUCACUACCACCUGUUUAACAAGUUGUUGAACACUUUUCCUGAAGAUCGAAAGUGGCUGGUGUCGCCUAUGCAACUUCUCAAUGAACGAGAGUCGGCUCAUGGAUUGCAUGUUUUUGUUGAUGCCUCGAACAUCAUGAUUGGCCUCAAGGACAUGCUCCGAUACCACGGAUUGCGGCACGAUGCCUACGACAUGUCUUUUGAUAGUCUUGCACUUUUGAUGGAACGCCGUCGGCCCGUAGCAAAGAGAUUCUUUGCCGGCUCACACCGUGAAGCCAAUCCUCUGCCACAUGUAGCGAAGUUGGUCGAAACUUCCAAGGCAGUCGGUUACGACAGUGUCAUGCAAGAGCAGGUGCUCAUUGUCCGCGAAGAAUCAGAGAAGAAGAAAUUCUUCAAUGAUGUUAAGAAGAUGGGUUGGCACAAGGCUACUCAAAUGCGUGCUGAGAGCGGCAGCGACUCUGAAACGGGUCCGCCGGCUCCCAAGACCCCUUCAGCCCCGAAAUGGGUUGAGCAGGGUGUUGACGAGAUUCUUCACUUGAAGAUGUGUCAGAGCAUUAUUGAUACCGAAGUGCCGAGCACCAUGGUUCUCGCAACUGGCGAUGGGGCUGUUGCGGAGAUGUCAGACGGCUUCCUGGCUCAUGUUGAGCGGGCUUUGAAGAGGGGCUGGAAGGUGGAGUUGAUUAGCUGGGGACAGCAAAUCAAUGGUGGGUAUCGGAAACGGCAGUUCAGGUCCAAGUGGGCGGAACAGUUCACGAUUAUCGAACUCGACGAGUUCUUGGAGGAUCUUAUUGACACGCCGUAG
Messenger RNA from Alternaria atra, 1836 nucleotides. RefSeq lists its product as uncharacterized. Gene Ontology annotation, biological process: protein import into nucleus. The record is from RefSeq and is a predicted model, not a curated record. Gene Ontology annotation, molecular function: small GTPase binding; guanyl-nucleotide exchange factor activity. Lineage: Eukaryota; Fungi; Ascomycota; Dothideomycetes; Pleosporales; Pleosporaceae. The transcript has a single exon. Gene Ontology annotation, cellular component: nucleus. Bases 1 to 1836 code for a protein of 611 amino acids.